Molecule: messenger RNA, 8904 nt
Organism: Esox lucius (northern pike)
Lineage: Eukaryota; Metazoa; Chordata; Actinopteri; Esociformes; Esocidae
Gene: ttc28
Product: tetratricopeptide repeat domain 28
Exons: 38
Coding region: 1-7752 (2583 amino acids)
Molecular function (GO): protein binding
Source: RefSeq, a predicted model, not a curated record
AUGACAGCCUUGGUUUCUCUCUCUUCGGCACUCGCUCUUCUAGCCGAACAACCAACCCUACCCCUCCCCCCCCCCUCGUCCUCUACAUCUGCACCUUCUAUCCUGCCCCCUCUCCAUCAGGCAGAACCUUGUCCCUCCGUUCCUCCCGGGCCUGCUAUCCUUUCUAAGGCAGAUUUUCUGGAGGCGGUUCGCCGCAGUAACCAGGCCUGCCAGAGGGGGCAGUACAGCUUGGCUGUUCAGCUUUACGGGGAGGCCCUGUCCGCAGACCCUCAGAACUGCAUCCUGUACAGCAACCGCUCUGCGGCCUACCUCCGCCUCGGGCAGUACCAGACAGCCCUGGACGACGCCCUCAAAGCCCGCCUCUUAAACCCCAAAUGGCCCAAGGCAUACUUCCGUCAGGGUGUGGCCCUACAGUACCUUGGUCGGCAUGCCGACGCCCUGGCAGCGUUCGCCUCUGGUCUGGCGCAGGACCCCAAGAGCCUGCAACUGCUGGUGGGCAUGGUGGAAGCUGCCAUGAAGUCACCGCUGAGAGACUCACUGGGACCCACUUACCAGCAGCUUCAGAAGAUGAAGCUCGACAAGAGUCCGUUCGUGGUGGUGUGUGUGAUUGGUCAGGAGCUACUGACCGCUGGUUACCACGGCGCCUCAGUUGUGGUCCUGGAGGCGGGGCUAAAGAUCGGCACAUGCUCUCUGAAGCUCCGAGGUUCAGUGUUUUCUGCUCUCAGCUCUGCCUACUGGUCGCUAGGCAACACAGAGAAGAGCACAGGAUACAUGCAGCAGGACCUGGAGGUCGCCAAGACGCUAGGUGACCAAUCAGGCGAGUGUCGGGCUCAUGGGAACUUAGGAGCCGCCUUCUUCUCCAAGGGUAACUACAGGGAGGCUUUGACAAAUCACAGACAUCAGUUGGUCCUCGCAAUGAAACUCAAGGACAGAGAGGCGGCGUCCAAUGCACUGAGCAGCCUGGGCCACGUUUACACGGCGAUAGCGGACUACCCGAACGCCCUGGCCAGCCAUAAGCAGUGUGUGCUGUUGGCACGGCAGACCCAGUGCCCACUGUCUGAGGCUCGCCAACUGGGCAACAUGGGAGCAGUCUACACAGCGCUGGGAGACUUCACCAACGCUGUGCAGUGCCACCAGCAUCAUCUGGAACUUGCUAAGACUCUGGGUAAUGGUCGGGAGGAGGCACGGGCGUACAGUAACCUGGGCAGUGCCCACCACAGCCAGAGAGACUUCGACAAGGCUGUCUCCUACCACACCCUGGUGCUGCGGCUGGCCCAGGAGCUGGACGACCGGACCAUACAGAUGAGGGCUUACGCUGGCCUGGGACACGCUGCUCGUUGCAUGCAGGACUUGGAGAGGGCAGGACAGUACCACCAGAAGCAACUGGACAUAGCAGAGGAGCUACAGGACAAGGCUGCACAGGGAAGGGCUUCAUCCAACCUGGGUAUAAUCCACCAGAUGAAGGGGGAAUAUGAGACGGCGUUGAAGUACCACAAGGCCCACCUGUGUCUGGUGCAGGAGCUCGGGGACUACGCUGCGGAGGGCAGGGCCUACGGGAAUAUGGGCAACGCCUACAACUCCCUGGGGAUGUACGACCAGGCUGUUCGCUAUCACCGGCAGGAGCUGCACAUCUCUCUGGAGGUAAAUGACCGUCCCUCGCAGGCCUCCACCCACGGCAACCUGGCUGUAGCCUAUCAGGCCCUGGGCGCUCACGACCAGGCUCUCCAGCACUACCUGCACCACCUGACCAUCGCCCAUGAGCUACGCGACACUCAGAGCACGGCCAGAGCGCUAGGUAACCUUGGGAACUUCCACUGCUGCCGAGGGGAGUACGUCCAGGCCGUCCCCUACUACCAGCAGUACCUCACCCUGUCACCUCAGCUACAGGACAUGGAGGGGGAGGGCAAAGUCUGCCACAACCUGGCCUACACACACUACUGCCUGGGACAGUACAAGGAGGCCGUCAGGUAUUAUGAGCAGGAUCUGGCCCUGGCUAAAGACCUGGGGGAUAAGUUGUCCCAGGCCAAAGCCUAUUGUAACCUUGGUCUGGCUUACAAGGCCCUGGGGGAAUACAGCAAGGCUGAGGACUGUCAGAGGUGCCUGCUGGCCCUGGCUCAGACUCUGAACAACACACAGGCAGUGUUCCGCGCUCUGGGGAACUUAGGGGAUGUGUGUGUGUGUCGGGGUGAUGUGGCUGGGGCAGUGAGGUUCUACCAGCAGCAGCUCACCUUGGCUCAGGAGAUCAAGGGACACAAGAUGGAGGCUGAUGCCUACUCUGCGCUAGGCUCCGCACACAGACUCCUCCGUCAGUACGACCUGGCGCUCAACUUCCACGAGGAGGAGCUGUCUGUCCGCACAUCUCUAGACGACCAGCGGGGGCAGUGUGGUGCUCUGGGUCGCCUGGCAGCUGUCCACAUGGCCCUAAUGGACUAUCCCACGGCCUUCCAAUGCUACCAGGCUCAGCUCGCCCUGGCGCAGGGUCUCAGAGACGCCAGUGUGGAGGCACAGGUCCAGGGCAACAUGGGCAUCACCAAGAUGAACAUGGGCGUCCUGGAGGAGGCCAUCGGCUACUUCGAGCAGCAGUUGGCCAUGUUGGAGCAGCUGAGCGGGGCUGAGUGUGUUCUGGACCGAGGCAGGGCCUACGGGAACCUAGCCGACUGCUACGACUCGCUGGGAGACUUUGAGGAAGCAAUAAAGUACUAUGAGAUGUCUCUGACUGUGGCUCAGAGCCUCAAGCAUGUUCAGGACCAGGAGAGAGCCUACAGGGGACUGGGCAAUGCACACAGAUCUCUGGGUAGUCUGCAGCAGGCGUUGGUGUGUUUCGAGAAGCGUCUGGUGGUGGCCCACGAGUUGGGUGGAGAGGCCGGGGGAGGAAAGGCCCAGGCCUACGGGGAACUGGGAGACCUCCACAGCCACCUGGGGAACUAUGAACAAGCUCUGUCCUGCCUGGAGCAUCAGCUGGACAUGGCGUGCAGCGCGGGGGAUCGGGCACUAGAGGGCGCUGCGAGCGGGGCCCUGGGUGGUGUCUACCAACUGAUGGGAGAGAACGAGUCCGCUCUGCAGUGGCACCAGAAGGCUUUAGAGAUUGCGGAGGAGAUGCAGUGUGGGAGGAGUCAGGGCAAGGCCUACGGGAACCUGGGCUUGACCUACGAGGCGCUGGGAAAUUACGAAAGGGCAGUGGUCUGUCAGGAGCAGCACCUGAGCGUGGCCGCACAGAACAACGACCUCGCAGCCAAGACACUUGCGUACGGCAGCCUGGGGAGGACACACCACGCACUGAAGAACUACACACAGGCUGUCAUGUACCUGCAGGAAGGUCUACGUUUGGCAGAGCAGUGUGGGAGAAGAGAGGAGGAAGCUAAGAUCCGUCACCGGCUGGGCCUGUCACUAUGGGCCAGCAGCAACCUAGAAGAAGCCCAGCACCAGUUGUACAGAGCGUCCGCGUUGUUUGAGUCAAUUCGCCAUGAGGCGCAGCUCAGCUCAGACUACAGGCUGUCUCUGUUCGACCUGCAAACCUCCUCCUACCAGGCUCUCCAGAGGGUCCUCGUCAGCCUGGGCCACCAUGACGAGGCCCUGGCGGUGGCGGAGCGGGCUCGGACCCGGGCUUUCGCUGACCUCCUGGUGGAGCGACAGCAGGGUCAUCAAGCCCCUACAUCUGACCCCUAUAACCCGACCCCUGACCCUUACUCCCCAGUUACCAUUGAGCACAUCCUGGAUACGGUCAACAGCCAAAAGUCACUAGUGCUGUACUUCUCUCUGGCCGCAGGAUAUCUGUACAGCUGGCUGCUGGCCCCCGGAACUGGUAUAGUGAAGUUUCACGAGGUGUACCUGGGGGAGGGAGGAUCUGAGCUGCAGGCCUCAGACAUCCAGGGGGGAGGAGCUAGUGGCUGGCAGACUCUGGAGCAGCACAUUACUGCAGCAAGAGAGGCUCUGGGAGUGGACAACUACUACUGCAGCAGCGAGACAGAGAGUGAGGCUGGUGAUCUGUCAGAACAUCAGUUUGAGGAGCGAUUGACCUCCACCACCGAUCCUACCGGCUACCUCCGCAUGGUAUCCAGAAACAACAUCUUCAAAAGGAGUAGUCAGAGUUUGUCCAGUUUGGUCAGUUCUACAGUGUCUCCAGGGAGAGAGACCCCCUCAUCUCCCAGUAGAGCUCCACCCAGCCCCCUCACCAAACCCCCCCUACGUGCCCUUCACCACCUUCUCAUUGCGCCGAUGGAGGAGGUGCUAAUGCCCAGCAGUGGUGCAGUGGGCAGACACAGACAGUUGGUUCUGGUGUUGGAGGGAGAUCUGUACCUGGUUCCCUUUGCUCUGCUCAAAGGAAGCUCCUCCAACGAGUAUCUGUACGAGAGGUUCAACAUUCUAGCCGUCCCGUCUUUAGGGAGCCUGGGGGUGGCAGCCAAGUCACACCCUCGUCGCGGGGCUCCAUUCCUCUGUGGCGGCGGGGGUUCUGUGACUGCAGUAGUGGGUGCUCCAAGCCUGCCCUCCAGGGUGAUGGAGCGUUGGCUUUGGGGACCGCUGCCCUCUGCCCACGACGAGGCCCAUCGCCUGGGGGAACUGCUAGGCUGCCAGCCCCUCACUGGGACACACGCCACCAAGGAGCGCGUGCUGACCGCCAUGAGCCAAGCAGAAUGUGUCCACUUCGCCACUCAUGUCUCCUGGAAGCUGGCGGCCCUGGUUCUUUCACCAAGCCAGGAUCCAGGCUUGAACUCAGAGACACGGCCCAAGGAGAGCACACCUCGUGGGGGAUCGCUAGCAAGCGAGACCGGGGAUGCCGGAGCGAGGUCUGAGCGACGGGAGGAUGGGAGUGAGGACGGGGGAAGCGUGUGUGAUGCGGAGAGUUUGUGCGACGGUCCACCGUUACAGGAGUUUCUGCUCACCGCCGCCGACAUAUUAGAACUGAGACUGCCUGUCAAACUGGUGGUGCUGGGGUCAUACCAGGAGAGUGGAAGCAGAGUGACAGCCGACGGGCUGGUGGGUCUGACCCGGGCCUUCCUUUCGGCGGGGGUGCAUUGUGUGUGUGUGUCCUUGUGGCCCAUUCCCGUGGCAGCCUCCAAAGUGUUUACACACACGUUCUACUCAGCGCUGCUGAACGGGGCCAAGGCUAGCGCAGCUCUCACUGAGGCCAUGAAGACCCUGCAGAGCAGCGCACAUUUCUCACAUCCCUCCAACUGGGCUGGCUUCAUGCUGAUUGGCUGUGACGUGAAGCUGAACAGCCCCUCGUCCCUGAUUGGCCAGGCCCUGGCAGAGAUCCUCCAGUACCCUGAGAGAGCCAGAGAUGCCCUAAGAGUUCUACUGCACCUGGUUGAGAAGUCUCUCCAGCGUAUUCAGAGUGGACAGACUAACGCAAUGUAUACCUCACAGCAAAGUGUGGAGAAUAAGGUUGGUGGCGUCCCGGGCUGGCAGGCCCUGCUGUCGGCUGUCGGGUUCCGGUUGGAUUGUUCUGGUACCGGCGGCGGUAUGCCGGCUGCGGUGUUCUUCCCUACAGCUGACCCGGGAGACCGGAUGCAGCUCUGCAGCGCCACCCUGCAGUCACUGCUAGGUCUGCCACAUGCAGCAUUUCAGGCCCUCUGUAAACUGGUAACGGCAGCAGAGACUGGAGAACAGCUCAUCAACAAGGCUGUUAGAUACAUGGUGGGAACGCUUCAUCAGGUAUUGGUUGAACAGCAGUCAUGUGACAAGGACCAGGAGUUUUCAUUGGCUCCCAUCCAAGUGUCUAUUAGUGUCCAACUGUGGAGACUCCCUGGUUGUCAUGAGUUCCUGGCUGCAUUGGGUUUUGACCUGUGUGAGGCUGGACAGGAGGAGGUGCUGCUGAAGACUGGUAAACAGGCUAGCAGACGGACCAUGCACUUUGCUUUACAGUCACUGUUGGCCCUGUUUGACUCCACUGAGCUCCCCAAACGUCUGAGCCUGGACAGCUCUUCUUCUCUAGAGUCUCUCUCCUCCUCCCAGUGUGCUUCCCACUCCCUCCCUCUCUCCCUCCCCCUCAACCUGCCCCAGCCUCCGUUCUCCUCCCCGCUUGGUGGCCCAGACAGCCUCUCCUGCGAUGCCAUCUCCCUCUACAGCCUCAGUUCCCUUGCCUCCUCCCUCAGCUUCCUGUCCCGCCCCGAACCCGCCGGCAGUGAUGUCAUUAGCCAGCGCUCGCGGCAGCAGGAGCUGGAGCGCCACCGCGGGGGAGCGGGGUUGUUUGCCUCACACCGACACGCUGGCGGCGUGCCGCGAAACCGAUCGACGAAUCAGAGAGUAGGAGGAGGGGCCGAGGGGGAGGAAGAGGAGGAGUAUAAAGGAUUCUCUAUUAUCAGCAGUGAACCUCUAGGAGGAGAGGGGCGGGAGUGUGAGACCUUGCCCCUCCCUGCGGGACACAGACACCUUAGAGGAUCAGGGAGAGGAGGCGCAGCGGGGAGAGGGUAUCCCGUCUCCAUGUCCUCCAAAGGGAGCGUCAGCACUCCCACCUCACCGCUUAAAGUCCCCCCUCCACCCCUUGUUGCGCCCCCCAGCCCGAACACACACACUAACACCAAGGGCCCUCAGAGCGUUUCUAAAGGUCAUGUGGUCAGUACCGAGGCGGUCCUUUCUGAGUCAGACCAGUCCAGCACCGAGACGGACAGCACGGUCAAGUCCCAGGAGGACAAGCCUCCGUCCGCGCCUCUGGAUCCCCAGGAGCUGGCCAGCCGCAUCCUGGCUGAGACCCAGAGCCACAUGCAGGCAGUGGAGAGCCUCCAGAGGGGGAGGACAGGAAGGGCGGGCGACGGGGGUGGGGAGGAGGGGUUAAGAGGACCGGAGCGUAGACCUUCAUCCGCCUCGGCUCCCCUGACGCCAACGUUGACCCCAGUGGGCGGGUCUUUGGGCUUCCGUUCAUCCGAGACCAGUGCUUUCAGCAGACCCAGUAGUAGAGCCAGUCUGAAAGCCCAGGGUUCACCCCUACCCCCGCCCAGCCCCCACUCCCACCUCCCCGCGCCCCUCUCGCCGCUCUCCACCAAGCCCAAACCGCCGUCUCGCUCCUCAUCCUUACAGAAAGUCAGCUCCGGCUACAACAGUCCGGCCCUGUCCUCCCGUUCUCCCUCCCUGACCCUGUCUCACCCCCAUCCCUCGCCCUACCGAACUCCAGACCCCUACAUCCAGGGGCAGCUCAGACUUAAAUACCCCAGUUCCCCUUACACUCCUCACAUCUCACACUCCCCCAGUAGCAUGUCGAUCUCGCCCAGCUCAGGACACCCUUCCCCAGCUGGGAGCCUCCGGUCCCCGGCUGCAUCCCCGGUCCUCUCUCUGGUCCCCUCUCCUGCCCUCUCUUACUCCUCCACAGGGUCCACCUCAGCCAGCUCCAGCCCGGUCGAAACCGCAGACAUGGGACGAUUGAAGCAGGCUGGCGUGGUGGAUGAGAGGGUUCAAGCUAUCCACAACUUGAAGACCCUCUGGUCCAACGCCACCCAGAGGCAGGAAGUUCCUGGGCCAGGCAGAGUGCUCCAGGGUGGGGGGAAGAAGAUGAGUAGGGUCCAGAAAGACGUCCUCGGGCUCCUCCACCUCUCUCCAAGACGUGGAUCCACCAAACAGGACCAGGACGCUGAAAAGGGCCAGACCCCCACCAGCCCGCCAAAUGGACUCAGAAAACUGGGUUCACAACCUGCCGUGGCACCGCUCCCUCAGACUGUUGCCGAUUAUCCUGGAGCCCCACCACACCCUGUCAGAUUGCCCUCAGGGAAUGGCUUUAAAUUCCCCUCGCCUGGGAAGUUUUUCCCCUCUUCUAAAUGCUGAGAAGGACGGAGAGUCCUCAUGGUUAGAGAUCUCUUUCAACUCUGAGACUCCUCUGGUGAAUGAUACUAACACACAAAGGAGUCUUGGAUAUGCCAGUUCUUGGAGUGUCAUUAGCUAGGCAUUAAUGGCACAAAGACUGGGGCGGAGGUCGGAUUCCGUUUACUUUUUUUAAGUGUUUCAGACAGCCAACUAUAUACAGACAACUCAACCAACCAAUCAUGGGGAAAGGACGUUCAGAGCAGUCCCCGGGGCAGUUUAGAGGGCAGUCCCUCUAACGGACGGUCAGAGCAGUCCCCGGGGCAGUUUAGAGGGCAGUCCCUCUAACGGACGGUCAGAGCAGUCCCCGGGGCAGUUUAGAGGGCAGUCCCUCUAAUGGACGUUCAGAGCAGUCCCCGGGGCAGUUUAGAGGGCAGUCCCUCUAACGGACGUUCAGAGCAGUCCCCGGGGCAGUUUAGAGGGCAGUCCCUCUAACGGACGUUCAGAGCAGUCCCCGGGGCAGUUUAGAGGGCAGUCCCUCUAACGGACGGUCAGAGCAGUCCCCGGGGCAGUUUAGAGGGCAGUCCCUCUAACGGACGGAGGGGAUCAGAUGGGGCAGGGGAAUCAUAAAUUGUUUGAAAUCUGCAUAUGGUUCCUAACUGAAAGCAGAUCAUAUAUUUCCUAUUCCUCAUAUUACACUGUUAGGAUGCAUUGUUACAUAGAGACUGUCUUAGGCCCGGAGACUGUUACAGUGAAAAUACCAAUAUGUUCAUACUUUCUAACUAAAACGCGCGCUGUUUGUGUAAGUCUAUGUAAUUGUUUUAAUUCUGAUUCAUUUGAAUAUGGUUGUUACAUUGUUACUAUUAUGGAUCACAACUGUUAUUGUUUUGUAAAUAAAUCUGUUUUUUAUAAUCAGCAAUACAUGUUUUAUAUAUUAAUAAGCAAACAGCGCACAAAAAGAAAAACAUUUUCAUAUUUUUAUUGAAAUGCUGAAAAAGCAUGUGAGAAGACUUCAAUGUAAAUCGAGUGUUUGUCUAAGAAAGCAUGACAUCUUUUUUCCAUUCAAUGUGUCAAUGUAUUUUUAACACACGUUUUGCCCCAGUGGACUCUCGUUUAAAAAUGCAUCUGUGGUUUCUCAGUAAAAUUGAUUGAAAUAAAUAAAGUUUGAUCUGUUGA